This is a messenger RNA of Rasamsonia emersonii CBS 393.64, 831 nucleotides long. RefSeq lists its product as uncharacterized. NCBI's taxonomy places the organism in Eukaryota, Fungi, Ascomycota, Eurotiomycetes, Eurotiales, Trichocomaceae. The transcript has a single exon. Bases 1 to 831 code for a protein of 276 amino acids. The record is from RefSeq and is a predicted model, not a curated record.
AUGAGUCAUCCAUUUUACUCCGUCGACUUUGAUCUGCUCAUGAACAAGAAGCCUGGUAAAGGAGCAUCUGCGGUCUCCUCUCAGAGACCGUCUCCGUUGGCCAUGGAUCCAGAGAAUGACGGGUCGUCGUGGAGGGAUGACACCGAAUCGCUGUCAGACUACUCCGACAAAGCUCCUCUGCUGUUUCCCUCGAGAUCUGGUGAGCCAGGCCUGGCAGACGAACGCCUCCUUUCCCGCGGUCUCCAGGUGCCUUCCAAGUCGUCUCUACUCACGUCUGGCUUCGAAUACCCGGCCGUGCUGGCAAACUACCAUGUCUCGGAGGAUGACUGGGCCCGUUUCACGCGCGAAAUUACCGAAGGAGCGAAGCUGUCCGCCCGGCAAUGGAGCACUGUGAUCGGCUCUGGGCUGGGCACGUUGGUUAUCGGCGGAAUGAUGGUGGGAUUCUUCAGCCCCGUCCCGGCCGUGAUGGUAGCGGCAAAGACGCGACAGUCCAAGGAGAUGAAGAAUCUCGCUGCAGCCGUGGCAAUGGGGAGCGAGUCGACCCUCCCUCGGAGGAUCAAAGAGUGGAAUGAAUCCUUCUUCAAGCCCCGGGGUGUCAUGAUCCGCGUGGAUCUGCCCUACCAGACCGAAAGCUUGGAAGAGAUGGACGUCUGCCCGACUUCACCAUCCUUGUUUUCGCUGUCCGGGCGGAUAUCAUCCUGGAAGAAUGACGAGGACUCUAUCAAAAAGAAAGCGUCGCGUCGGGGAAGGAUCGUAAUCAUCCCGCUCGAGGGACGAUCUCCGUCGCAGCUGAGCCGAUCGUCCACAUUGGUUGAUGAGCCGUCACAAUAA